Molecule: messenger RNA, 2054 nt
Organism: Aspergillus piperis CBS 112811
Lineage: Eukaryota; Fungi; Ascomycota; Eurotiomycetes; Eurotiales; Aspergillaceae
Product: carboxylesterase
Exons: 1
Coding region: 1-2007 (668 amino acids)
Source: RefSeq, a predicted model, not a curated record
AUGAGGGGCCGUACGUUCAUCGCCAGCCUGAGCUUGCUGUAUAGCUGUGUACCAGCAGAUGCCAGUCUCACUGUACUCUUCCAGAAUGACGGCAACUGGACAACACAUGCUGAAAAGCCCAGCGCACUCUUCGUCAACAAUGCUUUGACCUACCAAGAUGCGCAGGAAACCUGUGCGCAGUACAAUGAAUCACUUCUUAGCUGCAAAGACUAUCCCGACUUCCAUUAUUCAUUCACAUACCAACAAUAUUUGAAGAACAUUGGCUCAGAUCAGCUCUUCUGGUCUUCUUGCAGCUCAGACCGUCCGACAACAUGGAACGGCGAACUAGCCAAUACUUCCUCGCCUGCUGGUCUUCCCUUCCUAUGCUCCAACUCCGCCAAGUUCGUCAAGCAAGUGUAUACCGAUUAUUCUGACUUCCCAAGAGUCAAUGCUAGCGCCAAUGGCGUCACCUUCGAGGGUCUGCGCGACCAUAUGGCAUUCCGCUUCAUGGGAAUCCCCUUCGCCCAGCCUCCCGUGGGAGAGCUUCGCUUUAAAUAUGCCCAAGAAUGGGCUAAGAGCUCUUACGUCAUCGCCACCAGAUACGGCCCUGCAUGUAUCCAAUCUGGCUGGUAUGACGGAAACAGCUACGGCCUCAACCCCUGGGGAAAUAGCGAGGACUGCUUGCACUUGAACGUCUACACGCCUUCUCUUCCAUCAGCCAAAAACGAAACAAAUUCCUACAGGCCAGUAAUGCUCUGGAUCCACGGAGGUGGCGAGACUUCAGGAACCGGUGCCGACUCCACUUUCGACGGCGAUAGCUUCGUCAGCCGCAACGACGUCGUUCUAGUCACCAUAAACUACCGGGUCAACAUCUUCGGCUACCUGAGCCUCGAUGACUCUACCAUCCCCGGGAACGCUCAACUCUCUGACAAAAUUGAGGCGCUCAAAUGGGUCCAGAAAUACAUCCGAGCCUUUGGCGGAGACCCCAACAACGUGACCAUCUUCGGUCAAUCCGCCGGUGCUUCGUCCGUCAUCGAUCUCCUCACUACCCCCAAAGCCAACGGCCUUUUCCAAAACGCCAUCGCCCAGUCCAUCGCCGGCCAUGUUGAGACCUCCAACGCUUCAGCUGCCGCUAUUCUCCCUUACAUUCAGCCCCUCUGCAAUAACACUACGGGAACUCAGCGCCUCAAGUGCCUGCAAUCCCUCCCGGCUGAAACUCUCCUGAACAUCAGCUCCUACGUAACUUGGGACACCGUCAUCGACAACCGCUACAUCUUCGACUACCCACUCACCCAGAUCGCUAAAGGCGAGAUCAACAAGGUCAACUUCAUUACCGGCUUCAUGCCCGAGGAGGCACAAUCCAUCCUCCAAACCACUAUCUCCCCCAACGCAACAAAUUUCACCACCACCCUCCAAACCCUCGUCAACAGCGGCUCCAUCACAAAGUCCGAAGAGGACGCGGUGCUCUCCUCCGACCUCUGGAGAAACUACUCCACUCCCUACAAUGCAACCAUCCACGUUGACUCGCCCGCCAGCAUGACCUGCUACUCCAAGGAAUUUGCCUCCGUAGGCGCAGCAUCCCACGCAUACAAAAGUCUCUACGUGUACCUGCACCAGCGCGCCUACGGCCUAAACUACUAUGACUGGUAUGAUCUCUGCACGUACCCCGUUGGCAAGCCCGACACACCUUACUACAAAUGUCACUCUGGAGAUCUGUAUGAAGUGUUCGGUACGUACUAUCUGUUUGAUUUGCCGGUCCGUGCACCGGAGGAUAUCUAUUACACAAACAUGGUGCAGGAUAUGUGGGCAGCCUUUGCCAGACACGGAGAUCCGAAUGUUGAUGAGGAAUAUCUUCGUGCAAGGGGGUACUUCAGCAGCCUGAAGUUGAUGGAGAGGUGGCAGUGGGAUGAGUUCACGGAGGGAAGUGGAAGCAAUAACGUGGCUAAUCUGCAGUAUCCCGUGCCAAUUUACUCGGGAUUGCCGUAUAUGGAAGAAUGUGCUGUUUUAGGCCUGGAGCAUACCAACUAGAGAGAUAGAAUGCAUUAUGCAAGAUAUAUAAUCGAGACAAUCACUCU